Messenger RNA from Felis catus (domestic cat), 992 nucleotides. RefSeq names its product olfactory receptor 8B3-like. Gene Ontology annotation, cellular component: membrane. Lineage: Eukaryota; Metazoa; Chordata; Mammalia; Carnivora; Felidae. The record is from RefSeq and is a predicted model, not a curated record. Gene Ontology annotation, biological process: G protein-coupled receptor signaling pathway; sensory perception of smell. Gene Ontology annotation, molecular function: odorant binding; G protein-coupled receptor activity; olfactory receptor activity.
GGUGGGAAAAGCUGAGUUUUUCUCUUUGUAACUUUUUUCUUCUGUGCUCACAGAUCCCUUUAGAGAAGAUGGCUCCUGGAAAUGGUUCUUUUGUGACUGAAUUCAUUCUGGUGGGGCUAACAGACCUACCAGAUCUCCAGCUCCCCCUGUUCUGCCUGUUUCUAGUCAUGUAUGUGGUCACUGUGUUAGGAAAUUCGGGCUUGAUAACUCUACUUGGACUGAAUUCACACCUACACCCAAUGUACUUUUUCCUUUUCAAUUUGUCCUUCAUAGACCUCUGCUAUUCUUCUGUGUUUACACCCAAAAUGCUGACUAACUUCGUAUCAAAGAAAAAUAUUAUCUCCUACAGGGGGUGCAUGACCCAGCUUUACUUUUUCUGUUUUUUUGCUAUUUCUGAAUGCUAUGUGUUGACAUCAAUGGCCUAUGAUCGCUAUGUGGCCAUCUGUAACCCACUUUUGUAUAAUGUUGUCAUGUCCCCUAAAGCGUGUUCCAGCCUUAUGCUUGGUUCAUAUUUGAUGGCAUUUUCAGGUGCUGUGGCUCACACAGGAAGCAUGCUGGGACUGACCUUCUGUGAUGCAAACACCAUCAACCAUUAUUUGUGUGACAUCCUCCCUGUGCUCCAGCUUUCCUGCACAAGCACCUACGUGAAUGAGCUGGUGGUUUUCAUCGUGGUGGGAAUCAAUGUGAUUGUGCCCAGUGUCACCAUCUUUGUGUCUUACGGUUGCAUCCUUUCCAGCAUCCUCCGCAUCAGCUCCACUGAGGGCAGGUCCAAAGCGUUCAGCACCUGCAGUUCCCACAUAAUUGCUGUUUCCUUGUUCUUUGGAUCAUGUGCAUUUAUGUAUCUUAAACCAUCUUCUGCUGGGUCUAUGGAUGAGGGGAAAAUCUCUUCUGUCUUUUAUACCAAUGUGGUUCCCAUGAUGAACCCUUUAAUCUAUAGUUUAAGAAACAAAGAUGUUAAACUUGCCCUGAGGAAAGUCCUGAGUAGGAGAUAG